AACCUGUACGAGUGGCUGCCGCGCCAAGGCGGAGCCCGGGCUCCCACCCCGGGCCGGGUCAGGCCCGUCCAGGGCCGCGGGGCGCGGGCCGAGCCGCACCUGAGGCCUCCCGCGCCGCCGAGCCCGCGCCGGGGGAGGGGCGCGCCGUCCUCGUCAGCGGCUCGGGGCUGCGCCGCCCCCGCCACCCGCAGCCCGCUCCGAGCGCCGCGCGGGCCCCGCCAAGCGGACAAGGAAGCCAGCCGAGCCAGCUCCGAGCGCCGCAGGACAGCGCCCGGACCUGAGAAUGGAGCCCCGUGCGGCCGCGACCGCAGCCCACUGCCCGCAGCGCGCGUCGGGAGGGGCCGGGCCGAGCCGCCGUGCGGGGCUGCGGAACUGUGGGGCUGCGGCCCCUGACCCGAAGGCCGCGGAGAAGCGGCCCGGGGCCGGCGCUGCACUCACCCUCGCCUUUGUCUCACAGCCUACCCCGGCCGCAGCCGCUCACGGCCCCGGCACCACGGCUCCUGCCAGCCCCACACCCGCAGCUGUGCUCCCCGGCGCGCUCGCCGCUUCCUGGCCCCGCCCCCCGCCGGUGGGCGUAGCUACAGGCAGCGCGCGUGCGCAGAGCAGAGGCUCGAGAGGCGCGGCCCCGCCCCGCCUCCUGAGGACGACCCGCGGGUGGGCUGCGAGACCCCGCGCGCGCGGCCUGGCGGGAGAGCGGGAAGAUGGCGGCCCGCGAGACCUGGUCACCUAUUUGACAGCGUUCCACUAUCACAAAGAUCGAAUCAACCUCUCGCCAGCCCGAGGCCGAGAGCCUCCGCCCCGCGCCGGCAGCGGGAGGACUGUGUGUGCCCAGCGACACUGUGACCGCCGCCACCGACUCGAGAGACCCCUGGGUUGGGUCGCGCGCGUAAAACUUCGCAGCCCAGACGCCGGACGUAGUGCGGGCCGGGGACUCCAGCACCGCGGACCGAGCCCCGGGACUAGCGGGCGGCCUUCCAGCCCCUGGGCGGCGGCCCGGCGACCCCAGGUCCUCCGCGUCCGCUCGUCCUCACUUUGAUCUCGGCUGCCGGGAAAGCUCGACGGUUGUUCCUUCGAAUCGCAUUAGGGUCCUCUGCGUCGUUCAUGGGCUCUGGGCAGCAUACAGCGACGUCCCAAAUGGCCCGCCGGCCCGCCGGCAAAGCGAGUUUGUUGUCAAGGCAACAGGGAGAGUUCCCCCCCCCCCACGGGGAAGGUCUGCUCGCGUCCCAGCCGAUCAGAACCAACCAGCAUUCACGGUAGAAGCGGAGAUGCGUUGCUUUGCGUCGGAUUUGGAACCUUCUUCCCCAUUACCGACUUCACACUUGGUCAUCCUCGUACAAACUGCUGCUUAAUGCUGAUCGUUAGUCCGCACCACAUCACCCUGCAGCUCCACACCAACCAGCAGUCCUACUCAAGACCUUUCACACACUGCAGCGGUCUAUCAUUUAUUUAUUCCCUGUGCCCAUCUCUUAAUGUCUGGCUCCCCCCACAGAAGUUAGGAUUUUUGUGUGUUCUGUUCAACUGAGACGCCCCAAGUGCCUAGAAAUGAAAAAUGAAAAACCUUCCCUGGGAUAAUAAAAAGCAUAAAGCAAAAAAAUUAAAAAGUCAUUUUUUAAAUUUCAAAUUUUCUUUAAAAAAUUAAAUUUUCUCUAUUCCAAUACCUGCCAGCUAAUUGUAAGACCCUAACCUGCAUCAUAUAAACAUUUUAAUUUUCCAGUUACCCUAAGUUCAGUGAUAACCAUUGAUAUGACAUUUAAUGCAGUUUUUGACCAGUGGUAUUGUGAUACCUUAUUUCACUGAAUAGGAAUAAUAUGAUAGGGUAGAAAUUUAUUGAUUUGAUACUCAGGCAUAUUUCUAAAAAUUUCCUACGGCAAAAAAAGAAAAAAUUGCUGAUCUUGAUAUAUGGACUUGUAUUCCUUUCUCUGAAUUAAAAAUGUAAUCACAUUGGGUUCAAAUGGCUUACUAUUUUCUACCAUUUAGCCAUAAAUGAUAAAAUUCAUUAUGUGACCAAAUUUUUAAAUUUUUUUGUUUAUAAAAAAGCCCAUGAUACAUGAUUGAACAGCAGUGAUCUAACUUAAGUUGCUAUAGCUAUUCUACUGAUACCUUUUCAUCAGUAGAAAGUCAAGGACACAAUUCCAUUCAAUCAUACACGAGUAUAGUAUGGGUAUAGGUGCAUAAUUAAUUGCUCAGUGUUAUAUUCAUAACACAAUCUCCUUACAUAUUUAAUUUUAUCCCUAAUGAUUCAAAACAAUUUAAACCUACAGAUUUUGCCUUACAGUUGAAUUGAUAAUAAAAUUAUAUUGUUCUUUACACAAUUGCUCGACAGUAGCUUUCAUGAAUAUCAAAAUGUAGUUUUAAUUAAAAAUAUUAAUAAUUUAAAAUUUUUUCUAGGGUCAAUAAUAUGAUGGCUCUGUACUGUCUUACAGGUGUUACUAAUUAUAAUCUUGCUCCAAAAGACAAGGGUAGAAAUUAGCUAACUUCACAAUUUAUACAGAUAGUAUACAUUGAAAUGCUGAUAAGUGAAACCAACUGUUGCAGUACAAAAGAAACUUGUUUUGUACACUAAUCCAUAACAAGUGAAAGCUUUCACACCUCAGACAACAGGCAGCAACAUGCCAACGGCUAAUCAUCACUUAAGAGCUCAUGGAAAAGCAUUCAUGUAACUCACACUGGUCUGAUUCUGCAAAUUUUUUUUACUUAAAUUAUCCUUUUAAAAUCUUAAGUGGGUUUUUCUAAAAGUAUGCUAUUAAUAUAUUUUUUAAAAACUCCUUUCGAAAACUUGGAAUCAGCCAUUUUACCACAUGUAGAGACAGUAUAUGGAAUCAGCCCAGAAUUCCAGUCCAAACUCUGCUUCACAAUUAGGUAGAGGAUUCUGAGCAAAGUUUCUUUGACCUUCCUUUCUCCUAGCAGGACUGACAGUGUUCCCUACCUCAAGGGCUGUUGUGAGAAAUCAAGGAGAAAACUCAAAGUUCUUAGCCCUGGGGCUGGCACAGGCUAAGAGCUGGUGAGGAAAUGCUAGCUAUUAUCUUUACACAAGUAUAUAAUUAAGCUCAUUGCUGUAUAUUCAUAGUAAUAUGAGAAAACGCCUCAUACAGGGGCCCAAAUGGUACUGUUUGCGUUCUGCAUCAAGAACUAGUGUUCAGGGCUGGGGAUUUAGCUCAGCGGCAUAAGCGCCUGCCUUGCAAGCAGGCAGUCGUGAGUUCGAUCCCUGGUACCGAUAAAAAUGAAAAAGACAAAAAAAAAAAAAAAAGAACUAGUGUUCACACGUGUGAACCUCGUAUUGUCUCAUUAGUGUGACAAGCUGAAAGAAAAAAAUGUGUAUGUAAAUAAAAAUAGUUGAGGUAGUUGUACUACUGAUUUCUCUGAGUUCACUGAAGAGAAAGAUUUGCACUGGUCCUGUUUGGACAAUUGAAUGCAGAUGCCCUGUGCUCCGGGUGAAUAAUUCGGGGAUGACAAGGCACAGUAUGUGUACCAUUGUGGCCCCCAAUCAAUGUGUAGUGAAAUUAAAUUGUAGGGUUUUUUCUUCAUUUUUUUCUUUUUAUCCUUCAAUAAAAUGGAUUUGGAAAGAAA
Messenger RNA from Cavia porcellus (domestic guinea pig), 3567 nucleotides. RefSeq names its product dapper homolog 3-like. The transcript is spliced from 2 exons. The record is from RefSeq and is a predicted model, not a curated record. Bases 284 to 1036 code for a protein of 250 amino acids. Lineage: Eukaryota; Metazoa; Chordata; Mammalia; Rodentia; Caviidae.